Messenger RNA from Ctenopharyngodon idella (grass carp), 5270 nucleotides. RefSeq names its product TUB bipartite transcription factor (gene tub). Bases 522 to 2033 code for a protein of 503 amino acids. The transcript has 12 exons. The record is from RefSeq and is a predicted model, not a curated record. Gene Ontology annotation, biological process: protein localization to cilium. Gene Ontology annotation, cellular component: cilium. Lineage: Eukaryota; Metazoa; Chordata; Actinopteri; Cypriniformes; Xenocyprididae.
GAGCAUCGCGACGAACAUCAAAGCAGCUAGACAAAAGAGAUUCACUCUUAUAUGUUCUCCCCUUCUUAGGGCUGUGUGUAAGGUUAUAAUGACAGUGUUCUGAAAGAGAGAGAACAAACGAGAGAGAGAGAGAAGGGAGGGAGGGAAGAAGGCAGUCGGUACAAGGCGCAGUUGAGGAGAGCGAGAGCCACAGUAUACAGAGCAGUGUAUAAAACGAUGACGAGAGACACGCAGUGAAGGUGAACGGAAGAAUAAAACACGAGGGAUUGUGAACAAACAGAAGGAAAAAAAACGGCACAUGACGGGAGAACUGGAUUCACAGCAAGGCAGCUGAGUCCGGCUCAUGAUGAAUAGGAUCCGUUGCAGACUGCAGGCAGGGUUGUGUGAAUGGAAGAGACACUAGAUCUGUAGAUAGCGGAAACAGAAGUGCAGGGGAUGGUUGGGCUGCAUGGGCUCUGUUGUUGGCAUCGUUGCUGCUGUCCUACACUGCUGCGCUCGAAACCCUUUCAACACGCACAGAUAUGAGCUCCAAACACUCAUCUGACUGGAUCCCUUACAGCACCUUGGAUGAUGAGGGCACGAACCUGCGACAACAGAAGCUGGACAGACAGCGAGCUUUACUGGAACAGAAGCAGAAAAAGAAACGUCAGGAGCCCCUGAUGGUGCAGUCUAACCUGGACGGGCGGUCUCGAGUGCGUAGGACCCGGCAAUCGGAGGAACAGGCUCCCCUCGUGGAGAGCUACCUCAGCGGAAACAGCAGCACCAUCUACCACGUACAAGAAGCGGAACAGGAAGAAGUUAAAGCCAUAGCAGAGGUUCAGGCCCCUCGCUCGGCUAAAAAAACCAAGCCACCUACCUCCACUCCUCAGACUGGCAGCGCCAAGAAGGAGAAAAAGGGCAAGCACAAAGGAAUUGAUGGGCCCGCUGCCUUCCAGGAUGAGGGUCAGGAGCUGGGCAACCAGAUUCAGAUCCUGACAGUGGGCCAUUCACCUGCCCAGGAGAGCGAGGCAGAGGGCCAGGGUGAGGCAGUGGGCAACACACAGUCACAGGGCAAACAGGACCUACGGGUCACCAUGCUGAAGAAAGGAAUCUCCAGUAGCAUGAACUUCGAUGAAGAGGAGGAUGAAGAUGAUUUGGUCAGCUCAAGCUCAUCUCAGCUAAACAGCAACACAAGACCUGGCUCUGCCACCAGCAAAAAGUCCAGCAAGGAGGCAACCUCAGCUUCCACCCCAUUGGCCAAUGAGCCAUCCAUCGAUGUGGAUGACCUGGAGGAGUUCACUCUCAGACCCGCCCCCCAAGGGGUGACCGUGAAAUGCAGGAUCACAAGAGAUAAGAAGGGCAUGGACAGGGGCAUGUACCCCACCUACUACCUCCAUCUGGAGAGGGAGGACGGCAAGAAGGUUUUCCUUUUAGCCGGGAGGAAGAGAAAGAAGAGCAAAACAUCCAAUUACCUCAUCUCCAUCGACCCAACUGACCUAUCACGAGGUGGCGAGAGCUUUAUUGGCAAACUGAGAUCAAACCUUAUGGGUACCAAGUUUACAGUAUAUGACAGUGGUGUGAAUCCAGUCAAGACCACCUCCAGCCUAGAAGCAGGGAAUCUACGACAGGAGCUUGCAGCAAUCUGCUAUGAAACUAACGUUUUAGGGUUCAAGGGGCCUCGAAAGAUGAGUGUCAUUAUUCCUGGAAUGAACAUGGACCAUGAAAGAGUCUCCAUCAGGCCUCGAAAUGACCAUGAGUCUCUACUGGCUCGAUGGCAGAACAAAAGCACUGAGAGUGUGAUAGAGCUCCACAACAAGACGCCUGUGUGGAAUGAUGAUACUCAAUCAUAUGUGCUCAACUUCCAUGGCAGAGUCACCCAAGCAUCUGUCAAAAAUUUUCAGAUCAUUCAUGACAAUGACCCGGAUUACAUUGUAAUGCAGUUUGGUCGCGUAGCAGAGGACGUCUUCACAAUGGACUACAACUACCCAAUGUGUGCCCUGCAGGCAUUUGCUAUUGCUCUGUCCAGCUUUGACAGCAAGCUAGCCUGUGAGUAGCCGUCUGUCUCUGCCAGCCACAACUACGAAAGAACCCAGCCAGACUGCUUUACAUUCUGAAUCACUGCGUAAAGGGCUGCGGUGAACUCCAAGGCAGCAGGGUCCCUCUCUCAAGAUCCUUCUUUUGGAGACAUGAAUGAGUUUAGAGUUUGUGUCUUUGUGUGAAUGUGUGUGAACGAGGCGUGUGUGUGUUAGGAAUGUGUGUGAGCGAGGUUUCGGGUUUUUUUUUUUUUUAAAGGGCAUCACAGUUGGGGGAAAGCACAAAGACUUCACAAUUCAAGUGGGUGGAGAUUAUCGGAAGAUGAUGCAUUCAUUUAAAUCGACAGUCAAAAAUCUCCUUGUAGCUUUCAUUACUUAAUCGACAAAGUAACACUAACAUUUUGCUAAUGUUAAAAUAAGGAUCUUUUACAGUAGUACUUGUGUCCCUAAGAUUAAAUACAAACAUCAUCUUGCUAUGGUCGUAAUUCUAAAAUUAAUUAAUGUUCACUAACCAUUCAAUGAUGAUUUUUCACAAAAAUUUUUUGCUGUGAUUUAUAACAGUUUGGAUAUUUGAUUUAAUGAACUUUUUCAAAUGUGACAUUACUUCAGUUAUACAUGUCACUUGUGUCAUACAUGUCAUUUAAUGUUUCGAUUCAUGCUUCACAAGGACUCCAGAGCCAGUAUGAAGUAUGACAGACUGACAUAUUUGUCCACUAUUUAUGUAUUUAUAAAUGUCCAUACCAUCUACUGCUUGUGUCUUACCCCAUGCCCAUAAUUCACUGAGCUUCAAGCACAAAGCUUGACCAGGGCGCCUUUACAUCUGAGCUUUUGGUGUGGAUUCAUUACAAUUUAACUGAUGAAUGUGUGCCAUUUCCACAAAAUAGAUGUAACCAUUAUCAGUUCAUGUCCUUCUGUACUUAAACUGCCUCAAUUAUGCUAUUUUAAAGAUUCCUAAUUUUGUUUUGGAGGUCUCCUAUAAUAGGUCUAUAAUAUACCUCUUUUCUCACACUGUCUGAAACAGUUCAAUGAAGGAUUUGCCCGACAAAACACCCAUUACAAUAUCUGAAUUUCAGCUCCAGAGGCUUCCUCAGCUCUUGUAUACACAGUGAUAUGAACAGUAAUGAUGGCAUCAGUUUUCGCAGGCAGCCAGUGAAGACUAUAGACUUGAAUAGACGUAGAUUAUGCAAAUUUUGCAGACCUUUUACAUUUACAAACAGCUAUAUUACACACUACAUGAAAGGUAAUAUACGAAAAAGCAUAAUAGGUGCACAUUAAAACAGUUUAUCUACAGUUGAUCUCAAGUGGACAUGAGAUUCUAAAAAUGUUGUAAUGUCAAUACAACUAACCAAAAUGAAUGGUUCACCAGGUCCACACCACACCAGUAGCUCUAGUGUGAAAGUCCUAAAUGGUGGCAGAAGUGUGUAGUAAAUAUGUAUUUUAUGUGAGGGUCAAUAUCAGGGCAAGUACAUUAUCAUCUCAUACUGACCCACUACAUUUGUAGGGGAAUGUACUAAUUGGAGCACUUUAUUCAAAGAUUAAUGGUGGAAAGCUGUAAAUAUUGUGCCUUUGGACGAGACACUUGUGAUGCUUGAAGUUGGUGAGAUGCUACAUUGUUUUCUUCAGCCAGUGUUGUUUAUCAUGCAGCUACUUAUAUGCUUCUGUCGUAUCUGUAUAUUUCCAGUAUACUGAGCUGUAUAUUUCCUGAAAGAUCAGGUUUAGUUGCCUGCUUGUGGAGUAGAUGAUUUUCCAGAACACAAAAAACUACUUAUUUGACACACUGAGAUGAGCAAGUAUGUUUACAUACACUUUAAAAGUUCGAUUUCUGUCGGCCUAAAAUGAUGAUUUGCCAUGUAAACACUUUUGAUGUUACACCAGUCUGAUUUUUGCAAAGUCAGACUAAUAGCCCUUGAUAAUGUGAUUGUAGUUGGAUUAUAACUGUGCAUGUGAACAUGCUUAGCAACAGUUUGUUCAAGUCAUCUAUAAAAUCUCCUGCUGCAUGAAGAUAGUUGUGAAAAAUGUGGCUCGAACAAGGUGUCAGUGGAAUUUACACAACUCAAAUCAUCAUCCUUAUUUGUACUAUAGCUUGUACACUUCUAGGUCUUUGUUAAACAAUGCUGAUGAAUGAAGAAAGGAAAUUGAACUGACAAAAUCCAAAAACCUGCUGUACCAACUGCCCUUAAAGCCAAACUAUUCUUUAAAGCAGGAUCAACUUCAGUCAUGUAGGGCCACCGUCCUGCCGAGUUUAGCUCCAGCCCUAAUCAAACACACCUGAACAAUCAAGGUCUUCAGGAUAACUAGGAAGCUACAGGCAGGGGAAGUUUUUUGUAAACUCUGCAGGACAGUGGCCCUUCAGGACCGAAGUUGCCCAUCACUGCUUUAAAGCAUUGUAGAAGUCUUCAGAUGGCCACACUGAUUUACUAACUCUGCUCUAUUACACAUUAGCAUGCCUUGCCGGGAAUUUUUAUCAUGCCAUUUUUCAUUCCAGUUGAAUGUCUCAACAAAGUCUUGGAAAUUGGAUAAAUGAAAAUCUUUUGUCAUUGUCUAAAAUUUGAUAACAUUAAUGUUGAAAGAAUGUUUUCAAGAAAUGAAAUCAUCAUAAUUGUGUUCCCUGCUGAGUGCCCCUUCACGUCUGUUGUCCAUCACACAGGAAAAAAAAAAAAAGUUCUUAAUUUCACAAAACAGUGCAUUUUAAGUUAAAAAGCAUCUACUAAUAUUUAGAAUGUUUGUAUGUCUUAAACAAUCCAAGAUAAAGGCAGGAAAUGUGCUGCAAAUGGCAUAACUUUUUUCUUACUAUUCUCUUUGGUCAUAAUUAAUGUUGUGGCUUCAGACAUCACAUUUUGAAAUUUAUCUUUCCCUCCAGAAAAGUAUUUUUAAUAUUACUUUUUUAGAGAAUAAUAUAACAUGUAUAUUAAAUUCUUUGGCCAAAUUGCAAAGAAAUAUGUGUAAGUUAUUAAAGUUUGUUUUUUAAAUGCCUCGUGAUACCAUUCCAGCACUUUCUAUACUUUAUGUAAUGCUCUAACAAUUUUGGGUUUGCUCUAAAUGGUUAAAAACACUGAAAAUUAAUGUUUUUCUGCUAUUUUUUAUAUGUUUGAAAAAGUCUCACCACUCUUGUGUUAAAGUGAUAAUGGAUAACUGUUAUGUCACACUGUUUUGUAAAAUGUGUACAUUGGUCAAUAUACAGUGUUUGUAUACAGUACUCAAGAUAUGAAAAAAAUAAAUCUGAAUGUGAAUUUUCGCAUCUCAAAUAUUUAAUAUCAA